CAGCCGCCAUUUGUAAUCGCGAUUUAUACGGAAUUUGUGAUAUCAAUGCCAUAAAAGUAAUAAUUCACCUCAAAAUAACCAAUAUGUGGACAUAGAAGAAACCCUUUAGGUAGCUAAAGCGCGGUACCAUUUAUUCAUUUUAGGGGUAAAAUAUAAGGAAGCCUGUGAUAAAAGAAAUAAGAUGGAUAGUGAAUCAGCAAGCUGAAUCGAAAGAAAGAUGUCAGAAAAGAACGAGUAGUUCAAGUGCAGGCUUGGCUAGUUCAUUAAUUCCAAAUCGUGUGUCAUUGUUGUAAAAUUACCGAAUGCCAUGGUGUUCGUUCUCCGAUUGAUGGAAUGAUAUUUAUCCGGAUAUAGCAGUUCACAUUCUAAAGUGAAAGUGGUUUUCUAAAGCCCAUUCAUUAUUUUUGUGGCCAUGUCGGCCGAGGAAAGACUGAAGAAAUUAGAACGUCUUUAUCUUGGAGGUGUAACGAAUAGUGAUGGCAAUGCAUUGAGUAUAGAAACAUUAUUGGAUGUACUUAUUGUUAUUUAUGAUGAAUGUUCAAAUCCUACUCUUAGAAGAGAGAAAAAUAUCUCGGAUUUUGUAGAAUAUGCCAAAAAUAUAGUCAGUAAAGUCAAGCAAUACAGAUUAAAAAGAGAUGAUUUUGAGACGCUUAAAAUCAUUGGUAGGGGUGCUUUUGGGGAGGUGGCUGUGGUUAAAGAAAAGUCGACGGAAACUGUGUAUGCCAUGAAGAUACUAAAUAAAUGGGAAAUGUUAAAGAGAGCGGAGACGGCCUGUUUUAAAGAAGAACGGGAUGUGUUAGUGUAUGGUGAUAGAAGAUGGAUAACAAGUCUACAUUAUGCUUUUCAAGACCAAAACUUUCUGUAUCUUGUUAUGGAUUAUUACUGUGGAGGCGAUUUAUUGACAUUACUUAGUAAAUUUGAAGAUCGUCUACCAGAAGAUAUGGCCAAGUUUUAUAUCGCUGAAAUGGUCCUAGCUAUUAAUUCAUUACACAAAUUACGUUAUGUUCAUCGAGAUAUUAAACCUGAUAAUGUUCUACUAGACAGAAGCGGACAUAUUGUUUUAGCCGAUUUUGGAUCGUGUUUAAAAUUAAUGGAAGAUGGAACGGUUCAAUCAUCUGUAGCAGUUGGUACACCAGAUUAUAUCUCACCAGAAAUACUCAGGGCAAUGGAAGAUGGACAUGGUCGUUAUGGUCCUGAAUGUGAUUGGUGGUCGUUAGGUGUUUGUAUGUAUGAAAUGUUAUAUUCCGAGACACCUUUCUAUGCAGAAUCUUUGGUAGAAACAUAUGGUAAAAUCAUGAAUCAUAAAACACGGUUUGAAUUUCCUCAAGAUGUAGAUGACGUGUCUAAAGAAGCCCGAGAUCUGAUACAGAGGUUAAUAUGUGGUGCAGAUGUUAGAUUUGGUAAAAAUGGUUUAAAUGAUUUUAAGAACCACCCCUGGUUUACUGGUAUAAAUUGGGAUAGCAUACGUGACAUGGAAGCUCCGUAUAAACCUGAAGUAACAAGUAAUACUGAUACAUCUAAUUUUGAUGUCGAUGAUUCAGAUUUCAGACACACUGAUACUGUGCCCCCUGCCACUAGUACAGCGUUUAAAGGUCAUCAUUUACCGUUUAUAGGUUUUACUUUUACUAGAAACUGUAAAAUAUCAGAUUUAGAAUGUUUAGAAUCCACAUCAUCAACAAGUUCUGAUAAAAUCAGUACAUUGGCAGCUGAAGCUUACGAACGGCGAAUUAAAAACUUGGAACGGGAAAAUAAAGAAUUACAAAGAAAAAUAACAGACACAACAGCUACGAUACAGAAAUUACAAUGUCAUGAAGGUAAUGGUGUAGGAGCUGCUGCACCUGAGGAUUCCAGUAAUUUACAACUUAAAGAGGAUUUAGCUGUUUUACACAGAGUUGUAGCAGAAUCUCAGAAUGAAAUGACUAUGUUAGAACAAGAACUGAAACGAUCGAAAGAUACUAAAUCCGAAAAUGAAAGAAAAAUCAAAUUAUUUGAGGAAGAAAAGGUUGCUUUUGAAAAGGAAUUACAAGAUUGGCGUGAUAAAUAUCGUUCUCAGGCCCGGGAAUUAAAAGAAGCGUUAUCCAAACAAAAACUAGCCAUGGAUCAAUAUACCGAUACUAAUGAUGCCUUAUUGAAGAGUCAAAGUAAAGUAAAAGAGUUAAUGAGAGAAUUACGUAAUAAAGAGGAAGAAAUAGAAGACGCUAAAAGUAAACAAGAUGGUUUUAAAUUAGACAAACGAAAGGCUGAAAAAAGUAUUAUGGAAUUACAGAAUUCUAUAGAUGAAGCGAAGUCCGAGGCUGGUAAAGAGAAACGAUUACGUGAACGAGCGGAACAAUAUACUCAGGAUCUAGAACAGGAAAUGGAAAGUAUUAAACGUAAACAUAUGAGAGGACCUAACACUGCCAAUAAUCUAGAACUUACACAAGAAAUAACCAGGUUAAAAGCCGAGAUGGAGAAAAAGGAUGUUGAAAGUGAAGAAAAAUUAUCGCGAGCCACUGUGAAACACGCCACGGAAUUAAGUGAACUUAAAUAUCAAAUAAAAGAUCUAGAAUCUAAACGAACUGAAUUACAGCAAGAAAUAAAUAACUUAAAGUCAAAGGUCAGUCGUGCGAACGCGGAGGAAAUGCGAGAUGAGUUGGCUAAAUUACGACAACAGAAAGAUUUAUUAGAUCAGAAAUAUAAAGGACGAGCCGAUGAAAAUGAGAGACUCAUGGAUGAACUUAAUUCGGCCCAGAAUAAACUGGCAGCAUCUGAGAAUGAGAGAAGACAGAUGGAAGAUGAACUUCGUGAGAAUUACGAUAAACAAGAAUCUGUCGCCCAAUGGGAGGCUCAAAUAUCAGAAAUUAUUAAAUGGGUGAGUGAUGAGAAAGAUGCUCGUGGUUAUUUACAAGCUCUAGCUACCAAGAUGACAGAAGAAUUAGAGAAUCUAAAAGUUAUAGGUGUUUCUGGAGAAGAACCGGGUCGACAACGCUGGCGUAACAGACGAUCUCAGAGAUUAGAUAAAAUGGAGUUAUUAAACCUUCAGUCUAGUUUAAAUAGUGAAAUACAGGCCAAACAACAAAUCAUGGAAGAACUUACACGAGUUAAAGAAGAAUUAGCCAAGGCUGACAGUUCUAUUCAAGAGAAAGAUCGGUAUAUCAGUACGUUACGGGGAGAUGUUGAUAAUUUAAAGUUUCAAUGUCAAGGCAUGGAAGAACGAACAAAUAUAGAAAACUUGGAAGUGGUCAAACGUUACCUCAGGGAAAGAAGUUAUGGUGAAAAUUCAUCCAUUUUCAAAUUUAUGAACGAACAAUUUCAGAUCUUUAAUUCGCAAUCAUCAUUAGAUAGUGAACGUGAAGAAGAUAGCGAGGAUGCUGCAUCCAGAACAGAUUCUCGAACCGAUUCCAGAACAGAUUUACAGACAGGUGGAACACCUCUGGGUACUCCUGAAUCAACGUUUAGUCGGGAAACAUCACAGCAGCCAUUGACAGAUCAAGCUUACGAUAACACAAACGAUACCUCAUCUUCCUGGAAUCAGAAUAAUUCAGGUGGUAAAAUGUCUCCACAAAGGCAAGAUGGCCACAGAUAUAUCAUUAAAAAUUUCCAAUCACCGUAUAAAUGUAACCUGUGUACGUCGUUACUAGUGGGUACGUGGAGACAAGGUGUAACAUGUGCUACCUGUGGUUUUACCUGUCAUACGUCUUGUGUUGAGAAAGCACCUGCUCAGUGUAAAGUACCAGCAGAUGUAGCUAAAAGACCACCGGGUAUGGAUAUGAAUAAAGGAAUUGGUACUGCGUAUGAAGGUUACGUAAAGAUUCCACGUUUAGGUGGUAUUAAGAAAGGCUGGGUACGACAUUAUAUGAUUGUCUGUGAUUUUAAACUGUUUUUGUAUGAACUUCCUCAAGAUAAAACUGUACCAACACAACAUGUACAACAAGUUAUUGAUAUGAGGGAUGAUGAGUUUUCUGCUGCUGCCGUUUUACCAAGUGAUGUGAUACAUGCUAAUAAAAAAGAUAUACCUUGUAUAUUUAGGGUAUCAACAUCCGAAAUGAAUCCACCAGGUUCACAAUAUCAGAUAUUAUUGUUAGCUGAAAGUGAAACAGAGAAAAAAACCUGGUUAACUGUCCUCUCAGAACUGCAUAAAUUAAUACGAAAAAUCACCCUACCUAAGAAAACGGUUUAUCAGGCCCAGGAAGUUUGUGAUAAUUCUUUAUCGCUGAUUAAAGCGACUUUAUCUGCUGCAAUAUUAGAUUCUUCUAGAAUAGUGCUAGGUACAGAAGAAGGUUUACAUGUGGUUAAUUUAAGUAAAGACCAAUGUAUCCGUAUUAGUAGUGAAAAGAAACAAGUUUAUCAGAUAGAAAUGGUCCCAUCAGAACAUCUUGUAGUCUUUAUUAGUGGUAAACAACGCCAUAUCAAAAUCGUCAACCAAUCGGCUCUCGAUACAACCGCAACUACACGCGAUAACGAAGCAAUGAAAAUAGCAGAAACCAAGGGUUGUCAACUGUUUGCUGUCGGACAAAUAAAACAAGGAACAGUGACGUGUUUGUGUGCCGCGGUAAAAAGGACUAUACAGUUAUAUCAUCUGAGUAAUACGCGGCAGAAAUAUUAUAAACUGAAAGAUAUACCUGUUCCAGGGGUUGUUCAAUACGUAGAUAUAUUUAAUGAGAAAUUAUGUGUCGGCUAUCCAUCGUGUUUUAGUUUACAUAGUGUUCAAGGUGAUGCUCCUUCGUAUACUUUAAUUAAUUAUGAAGAUGAAAGAUUAAAGUUUAUAACAAGUAAUACAAUAGAUGCUAUAUUAGCUGUUGAACUAUCCAAGGAAUAUCUACUUGUAUUUAACAGUCUAGGUGUGUAUGUUGAUGAAAGUGGUAGAAGAAAGAGAAAACAGGAAUUAUUGUGGCCAGCUCUUGUUCAGGCUGUCACCUACAAUGAGCCUUUUCUUGCCUGUUACUCCGAGAAUUCUGUCUUCAUUUUCGAUGCCAGAAGUGCAGAAUGGAUUCAGACACUCUGCCUGAAAAAGACACGCCCUCUGUGUCGUGAUGGUGCUCUUUGUUUGAUGAAUUUACCAGAGUCCCACCAUAUUCUUUAUAUGAAAAACUUCUAUGCACAAGAGGAAAGGUUAUUAAUAGCUGAAUUAUUCAAGAUGAAGAGUAGUCGUAAUAAACGUAGAUUCUCGUUUAAAUCUCGAGAAGAAGAUAGAAGUAGUAAAGGUCCUGAUCGUCGAUCUCGGUUAAUAUCCUCACCUAUCAAUUUUAGCCAUGUGGCUCAUAUGGGACCCGAUCAAAGCAUGCAAGUUUUAAUAGACUUGCCUAAGGCCCAGGAAGGACGAGGAACGACGGAAGAAUUAAGAAUGAAGAGUUUAUUUCAGCCCCAUUUAAAAUCAAUCCAUGAAGCUCAGCUACGAGGUAGUCGACCAGUUAGCAUGGCAUAUAAUGGUAAUGCUAGUCGUGAUGGAGGUCGACCAGGAUCCGGGAGUUCCAGUAUACGGAGUAUGCCACAUGGAACACCAGGAUUACCAUAUGAAUCUAGUUCCGAUAGAGAUGUCUUUGAGGAUAGCCCUGAACAACCAGGCUGGCGGCAUUCUCUUGGUUCGAACAACAGUAGUAAUCUAAGCAGUCCACCCGGAUCAAAUCGUCAUAGUUUAAUUGGUGAUAAGGAACAAGGCACAGAAUCCUCGGAUUCGGAACAAGCUUCAUCUACUAACUUAUAACUAAAUCAGAUUGAUAUACUAUACGCAAACCACCGCUCGCUAGAUUGCCGUAAAAACCACCAACAUCACAUGACGAUUAGAUUAAAAACGUACGAGUGAACUGAUGUGUCAGCAAACUUUAGUAUCAACCUAUAGAAUGGCUGAUUAUUUGUUUUUUGUGGUGAUAAUUUUUUAACUAAUUGUGGAGCUUAAUUGAAAAUCCAGUGAUCACAUGACUAUAAAGUCAAACAAUGAUUGGUUGAGCUUGCUUGUGUUGAGUGUUAGAAAUUUUUUUGUUGGUGCUUUAUUUUAAAAGUGGCAGGAAUUACGGAAUCCGAAUUUGGGGAUGUUUUCCCCGUUUCCAUAGUAAUAUUAUUUAUUAUAAAUACAUGACAAAUGUGAGAAUUGGCACGGAUGUUACGAUAAUGAUCUUUAAAAACUUUAUUUAAUUCCCCCCCCCCCCCUUCAUUUUAUUACUGUCAUUGUUUUCGUAUUUUUGAAUGAAUAUCUUGUAGACGAAUGGUCUAUAUUGUUAAUUUUGUUCGCGUGUGACGGUCUAGAACAGGGGUGUCAAACUCAUUUCGAUUCAGGGGCCACGGGUACUAAAAUUUUACAUUAUGUGGGCUGGAGAUAUACAAUUAUUCUAAAAACAAAGCCAAAUGUCCUUGAGCUUUAUUGAAUUCUUAAAAACAAAGCCAAAUGUUGUUAACACAGGUAAUUUUUAGGCUGGUUUCCAAAUUGCGAAGAUAUGACAUACAACUUAGAUAUCUAUGACAUACAGUACAGAAGUCAGAGUUUUACAGAAACCGGAAACAAUAAUAAAUGAUUUCCACCGCUAGUUUCUAAGAAUUAUCGACACACCACUUUGUUGAAAUUUAUGGCUAG
Molecule: messenger RNA, 6547 nt
Organism: Patella vulgata (common limpet)
Lineage: Eukaryota; Metazoa; Mollusca; Gastropoda; Patellidae
Product: serine/threonine-protein kinase MRCK alpha
Exons: 41
Coding region: 413-5683 (1756 amino acids)
Biological process (GO): actomyosin structure organization; peptidyl-threonine phosphorylation
Cellular component (GO): cytoplasm; cytoskeleton
Molecular function (GO): protein serine/threonine kinase activity; ATP binding; protein binding
Source: RefSeq, a predicted model, not a curated record